Molecule: messenger RNA, 1424 nt
Organism: Suillus bovinus
Lineage: Eukaryota; Fungi; Basidiomycota; Agaricomycetes; Boletales; Suillaceae
Exons: 4
Coding region: 234-1337 (367 amino acids)
Molecular function (GO): NADPH dehydrogenase activity; FMN binding
Source: RefSeq, a predicted model, not a curated record
AAUAUGUCCGGAAGCUUCCGCCAUCAUCGAUGCGCGUUGCUCACAAUCAGCCAGGCCGGUGCUGGUUGCAUCAAGGAUUUCCUGACGGCAGGAUGUCCUGACAAAUCUAUCUAUAUUUAACUUCUUCAGCCUGUCGAGGUUGGCUAUAAAAUACACGACAUGGAUUGCCGUGUCCCAGUUCCCCCAGUCAAUACUACCCUAAGCGUUUCAUACAUAGUCUGCCAUAUAUCACCAUGUCGACCUCUGCGCUCUUCUCCCCCAUCCGUAUAGGCAACAUCAACUUGAAGCAUCGUGUUGUCCUUGCCCCACUUACCCGUGUACGCGCGCACGCAGAUCAUGUCCCAACCCCACAAGCACCAGCAUACUACUCUCAGAGAGGGUCUACUCCCGGGACUCUUCUCAUCACAGAGGGCACAUUCAUAUCUCAGGGUGCUGGUGGUUAUGAUAAUGUCCCUGGGAUAUACACCGAUGCCCAUGUGGAGGCAUGGAAAAAGGUGACAGAAGCAGUCCAUAAGAAUGGCUCUUUCAUUUUCCAACAACUCUGGGCGCUCGGCCGCACCGCAGAAACAGCCGUUCUUGCCAAGGAGAACAACCGUCCCCUUGUCAGUGCCUCACCUAUCCCCCUUUCAGGACAAACAGACGUGCCACGUGCACUCACAACGGAUGAAAUUAAAGAGUACGUUGCCACGUACGCCACUGCCGCAAAAAAUGCCAUUCGAGCUGGCUUCGAUGGCGUCGAAAUUCAUGGCGCAAAUGGGUACUUGAUCGACCAGUUCAUGCAAGACGUUAGCAACCAACGUACAGAUGAAUAUGGCGGAAGUAUCGAGAAUCGCGCAAGGUUUGCGCUCGAAGUAACAGAUGCGGUUGUGGAGGCCGUUGGUGCUGAGAGGACAGGGUUCCGAAUCAGCCCAUGGGGCGUAUUUAACAGUAUGGGCAUGGCAGAUCCCAAACCCCAGUUCUCCUACGUGGUCGAGCAGCUGCGCAAACGCAAACUCGCAUACGUCCACGUCGUGGAGCCGAUGCCUGCCGAAGUCACUGCUGAGAACAAUAGUGAUUUCCUCCGCGACAUCUGGCAAGGGGUUGAAGGCAGCACCUUCAUCAGCACAAACGGAUAUACACGGGAUAGUGCGAUUGACACGGUAGACAAGAAAGGGGGUCUUAUUGGAUUCGGGAGGUUGUUUAUGCCAAACCCCGAUCUUCCAUUCCGCCUGCUAAGGAACAUCGCGCUCGAGCGGGGUGACCAAGCGACGUGGUACAUGAACGGCAAUCUUACACCGACAGGUUAUUCGGAUUGGCCCUUCGCACCAGAGAAUGCUCAGCAGAGCAGCAAAUUCUGACAUGGUCCUGUAAGCAAUUAAGUAUACCUUAGAAUAGAAUAGACGUUACCUUACUGUAUACACCCAAUAUCAUCAAUUCUUAUGUUA